This is a messenger RNA of Taeniopygia guttata (zebra finch), 2148 nucleotides long. The record is from RefSeq and is a predicted model, not a curated record. Lineage: Eukaryota; Metazoa; Chordata; Aves; Passeriformes; Estrildidae.
AUGGACAGCGAAUGUCACUGCAAGCAGUACAUCUCUGCUGAGGAGCUCUGUGACCAGCUGUGCCUGCUGAGAGCCCCACGGAUCUCCCUGGGCUUUGGCACCCACAGAGAGCUGCUGCUGAGGAUGAGCGGGGGCCAAGUGAGGGAGGUGUCAAACGUUCUGGGCCCUGAUGAGCACCUGCAGAGCAGCCAGAGGGUGCAUUUGGUUCUGUUCAGCCCCCAGGGAGUGCUGGGGUUCAUUGUCUCCAGCACAGAAGUUCUGGAUGCAUUUCUCAUGGGAGAUUUUUCCUCAGAUCAGCUGCUGUUGAAAGGGGGCAGAGCCCAGAGGAGCUCCCCCAGAGACAGCCAGGCCUUGCCCUUCAUCCCUAACCCCGUGGUGUGUCUGGAAGCAGGGGACACCAUCCUUUUCCAGCUCAGCAUCAAUUCCCAGGAGCGUGCCUCCAGCCAUUACCCCGUCUACCAGAAGCAGCAUCUCUACAACAACAACCCAGGCUGGGAUUUCGGACCCUUCCGAAGGCUGGACCACCUGAUCCAGGAGACUCAGCUCAACAUCUCCUGGUUUGCCCAUGUUUUCCUGGAGCCUGGGACGUUUGUUUUCAGGGACAGCUCCAUUCAGGAGCGCUUCCUGAUUGUGACAGUGCACGAAGCCAACGUGAGCUGUGACCCUGGGGACGGGUUCUUCCAGCCUUCCUCCCUGUUCCAGCUGGCCAGACACGGCAUUUUGAAGCAGCAGAACCUGAACUUGGCUCCCAACUGGGCUGCUAUCACAGCGAUCCUCUUCACCCUGGGCUUCCUCGUGCUGCUGCUGAGCACCCUGGCCAUCGUGUUCCAGCCUGCUGGCCCCAAAAUCAGCCCCCUGAAGAGCUGGAAGCCACGAUGGAGGAGCCUGGGGGAGCCACACAUCCCACCAGAGUACAUCCUCCUUGAGGACAGCCUCAAGUUCUACCAGACUCUCGGUCCUCGUGGAUCUGGGGAAGAUGCUGGCUCUGGAGAGAAAGGAGCAGUGCCCACUGCAGAAAACAGCUUCACACCCAGGCUCCUGGAGGAUUUCAGUGUCCGUACCCUCUAUGACAAGCUGGAGGAUCAGAAUUUGCACUUGGCCUCUCAGCUGGCAAAGCACAGGAUGGACGUGUUGGUGUUCCACAACGGGAUCAGCCAGAGGAUCCAGAGCCUCGUGGACAUGGUGCAAGCUCUGGACUGGGAAGCCCUGAAAACCUUUUCCAGGCAAGGGAUUUGUGGGCAGGAAGCUGCAGAGCAGAGCGAGGCAGCAGUGGGUGCUGAGCUGAGCGAGGGACACUGGAACAACAACUUCCAGCCAGGUGACCCGUGGCAAGAGGUGACAGAGUUAAUGAGAGCUCUGGAAGCGCUGCUUGGGGACACUCCUGAGAGGAGCAGAGCUGCAAAUCCAGAGGUGGAGCUCAAGAUCCAAUCACAGGCUCCAGUGGGAGCUGUGCCCUCCCUGCACAGCCUGGCCAGUGAGAAGAAAUCAGAAGGGCAGGAUCCUGAGCUGCCUCAGCUUUGGGAGCUGUUCAGCAGGAAAGAUGCUUUUUCCAGCCUGCCUGGGCAUGAAGAGCAUGGUUUAGAUCUCCAGGUAGAGGGUCUGGUAGCAGCUUCCCCCCUUGCCAAGACCCAUUGUGAGAUCAAGGAAGCUUUGCUGAAUCUGCAGCAAGCCUCAGCCCUUGGCAAUUCAGACAGCAAACAUCAAACCAGCCUGGGGAGCUCAGGCCUCUAGUGACUGCUGGAUUCCCAGGAUGAACCCUGCAGCUGGAGUAAAGAGGAGCUGCAUUCUCAGAGCAUUGAAGGGACAGGAGCAGGAGUAUUUCAUGUUCUGCACAGUAAAACAGCCACCAGCUCCUUUCCUGGAGGAGCUGAGCUUAUCCUGGGCGAUGGAUGAGGUUGCACUGGGGAGGGAGGGGGUGUCUGGGCCAGAGCAGCAUUACCUGAAGUGUCAGAACAGACACAGAUUUAAUUAAGGAUGCAUUUGGUCAAAUAUGUGAUGAGGAAUCCAUAUUCUUUUUGCUUAACCUUGAAAUAUUUUCACAUUUGCUGUGGAUUUUCAAUCAUUUGUAGGCUGGAGAAGGAGGCUGAAGUCAUUGGUGUUGCUGUUUUUGUGGUUUUUGUUGUUAAGUCAAUAAAGCAAUAAACAGAA